Molecule: messenger RNA, 2079 nt
Organism: Meloidogyne enterolobii
Lineage: Eukaryota; Metazoa; Nematoda; Chromadorea; Rhabditida; Meloidogynidae
Source: the annotation of a GenBank genome assembly
AUGUCUUUAAUGUUUUAUUCCUCUUUGUUUCUUGUUAAAGGAAUUAAUUAUUAUUCUAGACGAGGUCUUAAGACUCGUCUUCCUCUUAUUUCUGAACUCAAUAAAAUUAGAAAUAUAGGCAUAAUAGCCCAUAUUGAUUCUGGAAAGACAACAUUAACAGAACAAUUACUUUAUCAAACGGGGAGUACCCAAUCUGUUGGUUUUGUAGAUGAAGGGAGUACAAUAACUGAUUUUAUGGAAAUUGAACGGGAAAGAGGUAUAACAAUUCAAUCUGCAUCAAUUUCUUCUCUAUGGAAAAAUCACAGAAUUAAUUUAAUUGAUACUCCGGGUCAUGUAGAUUUCACCGUUGAGGUCGAAAGUUUACGAGUUCUUGACGGCGUUGUUACUGUUUUGGAUGCAUCAGCGGGCGCUCAAACUUUGACAGUAUGGAGACAGGCAAAUAAAUUUAGUUUGCCUUCAAUAUUUUUUGUAAAUAAAAUGGAUAAACCUUGUGUUGAUUUAAGUUUUUGUGUUGCAUCUAUUGAAGAGAGACUAAAUUUAUUCCUAUUGUUUUACCCUUUUUUAAUAAAGAUGGGCAUUUGGAAGGAUUUAUUGAUGGUAAGUAAAUUAUGUAUAAAUAAUUUUUAUUUUCAUUUAUUUUUAGUUUUAAACAAUUUGUUUUUAAAGUUUACAAGAGAAAAUAGAAUACAAAAUAAUAGUUUUGAAUGGAUACAUAUAGAGAAAAAUUCUCAAAUAGAACAAAUUUUAUUAUCUGGAUUUGAAGAUAUUUGCCUUAACCUUGCUGAUAUUGAUUCAGAAUUUGAAAAAGAAAUAAUAAAAUAUCCGAAUUUAAGAAAUAUUCCUAAAGAAAUGGUCAGUCACGACACGAAAGAAGGACAGUUAAAUUAUGUUCGUCUCUUUAAAGGCGAUAUUGAACUUCCUUCAGCUGGUAAAUAUACGUUAAUCAAUGCAAAUACAGAUGAACUUCAAAAUAAUUAUAAAAUUUUUACACCAUUUAGUGAUUAUUUACAACCAAUUGAAAAAGUUGAGAAUGGGAAUAUUGCUGUAUUUACUGGCCUCAAUAAUACUAAAACUGGGGAUACCCUUAUUAUUUGUGAUUCUUCAUGCAAAAAUAAAUCAUUUGCUCGUUUUGCAUUGGAAGGUAUUAAUUCACCAUCCCCGGUGUUUUCAUGUACAAUUGAAUCACCAACUUUGGCUAGUGAACAGAAAUUUUUAAAAGCACUUUCCGAGCUUCUUGUUGAAGACCCUUCUCUUCGGAUAAGGGAGGAUUCCAACACUGGACAAAAAAUACUUGAGGGGAUGGGAGAAUUGCAAAUUGAAGUCCUUCGUGAACGAUUAUUGAGAGAAUAUAAAUUGGAUGUUUUUAUUGGGCCUAUAAGGAUUGGUUACCGUGAAUCUCCAACGAAGCCAGUUGAACACUCAAAAAUAAUUGAAGACUCAUUAUCUCAAAAAUUACAUCAAUCUUGGAUUUCUUUGAAAUUUUAUAUUGAACCUAUAACGAAAUAUGAUAAUUUUAUUAGUGUGGAAAAUAGAUUUGGAGUAUUUACUGGGGUAGAGUUAUCAUUAGAAUCAGAAAAUACAGAAGAAAUAGAAUCUGCAAAUGAAGUACUUUCAAAACGGCCAGAGUUGCUUAAAGCAAUUAACGAUGGUUGUAGUGUUGCUUUAUUCAAUGGACCAAAAAUGGGAUUUGCUGUUACCAAUGUUAAAGUAUUUUUAAAAUCUUUUACAUUUUCCGGUCGUAUUCAACCAACUUUAUUAAGUGCCUGCGCUAGUCGUUGCCUUUCUGGUGCUUUAAGAAAAUCAGCAAUAAAUAUUCUUGAGCCUUUAAUGCAAAUUGAGGUUACUAUCGUUGCUGGAAUUUCUGAUAAUAUUUUGCAUGAAUUAUCUAAAAGGAGGGCUCGUGUUAUUAGCGUUGACAGCCAAAGAAAAACAUCAAUAAUUACUGCAUCAAUUCCUUUAUCAGAAACAAUUGGACUUUCCAAAAUUUUGAGAACAAUUUCUUCUGGAUUGGCAAGUUUUAAUUUAGAACAAAAAGGCUAUCAAUCUGUUGAUGUUGAAAAUGUUCAUAUAAAUAUUUGA